CACCUCCUCCCUGGGGCCUGCUUCCUGCUAUGUCCUCCUGAGCCUCCAAGGAGGGGGCUCAGGGGGCCGAUGGCCUCCCGUCCCCGGCGCCCCCACCGCCCCUGUGGGCUAGGGGAAGUACCUCAACAAUGGGCAACAACAGCACAUGGGAGGGCUGCCACGUGGACUCUCGCGUGGACCACCUCUUCCCGCCCUCUCUCUAUAUCUUCGUCAUUGGCAUCGGGCUGCCUACCAACUGUCUGGCCCUGUGGGCGGCCUACCGCCAGGUGCGGCAGCGCAACGAGUUGGGCGUCUACCUAAUGAACCUCAGCAUCGCCGACCUGCUGUACAUCUGCACGCUGCCCCUGUGGGUGGACUACUUCCUGCACCAUGACAACUGGAUCCACGGUCCCGGCUCCUGCAAGCUCUUCGGGUUUGUCUUCUACACCAACAUCUACAUCAGCAUCGCCUUCCUCUGCUGCAUCUCUGUGGACCGCUAUCUGGCUGUGGCCCACCCACUGCGCUUUGCCCGCCUGCGCCGCGUCAAGACAGCGGUGGCUGUCAGCUCGGUGGUCUGGGCCACGGAGCUGGGUGCCAAUUCGGCGCCCCUGUUCCAUGAUGAGCUCUUCCGCGACCGCUACAACCACACCUUCUGCUUCGAGAAGUUUCCCAUGGAGGGCUGGGUGGCCUGGAUGAACCUCUACCGGGUCUUUGUGGGAUUCCUCUUCCCCUGGGGCCUCAUGCUGCUGUCUUACCGCGGCAUCCUGCGUGCCGUGCGGGGCAGCGUGUCCACAGAGCGCCAGGAGAAGGUCAAGAUCAAGCGCUUGGCGCUCAGCCUUAUAGCCAUUGUGCUGGUCUGCUUUGCGCCUUACCAUGUGCUCUUGCUCUCACGCAGCGCUGUCUACCUGGGCAACCCCUGGGACUGUGGUUUCGAGGUGCGUGUCUUCUCUGCCUACCACAGUUCGCUGGCCUUCACCAGCCUCAACUGCGUGGCUGACCCUAUCCUAUACUGUCUUGUCAAUGAGGGUGCCCGCAGCGAUGUGGCCAAGGCCCUGCAUAAUCUACUUCGCUUCUUGGCCAGCAACAAGCCCCAGGAGAUGGCCAAUGCCUCGCUCACCCUGGAGACCCCACUCUCGUCCAAGAGACACAGUGUAGCCAAGGCUGUGGCAUCUGGCUGGGCAGUGGCUCCGCCUUCCCAGGGGGACCAGGUGCAGCUGAAGAUGCUGCCACCCCCAGGACUAUGAGUCCCAGGGG
Messenger RNA from Chrysochloris asiatica (Cape golden mole), 1233 nucleotides. RefSeq names its product G protein-coupled receptor 4 (gene GPR4). The record is from RefSeq and is a predicted model, not a curated record. The transcript has a single exon. NCBI's taxonomy places the organism in Eukaryota, Metazoa, Chordata, Mammalia, Afrosoricida, Chrysochloridae. Gene Ontology annotation, biological process: G protein-coupled receptor signaling pathway. Gene Ontology annotation, molecular function: G protein-coupled receptor activity. Gene Ontology annotation, cellular component: membrane. Bases 129 to 1223 code for a protein of 364 amino acids.